Messenger RNA from Gopherus flavomarginatus (Mexican gopher tortoise), 1208 nucleotides. RefSeq names its product serine and arginine rich splicing factor 9 (gene SRSF9). The record is from RefSeq and is a predicted model, not a curated record. The transcript is spliced from 4 exons. Gene Ontology annotation, molecular function: mRNA binding. Lineage: Eukaryota; Metazoa; Chordata; Testudines; Testudinidae. Gene Ontology annotation, cellular component: nucleus; ribonucleoprotein complex; cytoplasm. The coding region runs from base 117 to 818 and encodes 233 amino acids.
AUCCUCCCCUUUAAGCGGGUUGUUUAGUGCCCUCCGUCAGGAGGUAGGGACGGGGUGUGCGGCCCGGCGCGCUGGUUCCUAGCCGGUGUGUGCACGCGCGGCGCAGCGAGGCGAGGAUGUCUGGCUGGGACCGGGAGAUGGGCUUCGGGCCCGGGGGCUCGGGUCGGGGCGGCGCGGGGGACGGGCGGAUCUACGUGGGGAACCUGCCGGCGGACGUGCGGGAGAAGGACCUGGAGGAGCUUUUCUACAAGUACGGCCGCAUCCGCGACAUCGAGCUCAAGAGCAAGCGCGGCCUAGUGCCCUUCGCCUUCGUGCGCUUCGAGGACCCGCGAGAUGCAGAAGAUGCAGUUUAUGGGAGAAAUGGUUAUGAUUAUGGUCAAUGCCGACUGCGUGUUGAGUUCCCCAGAUCCUCCCGAGGUCGGGGUGGAGGUUUUGGUGGGGGGCUGCGUGGGAGGAAUGGCCCUCCGUCACGACGUUCUGAAUUUCGAGUCCUUGUUUCAGGGCUUCCUCCAUCAGGCAGCUGGCAGGACCUGAAGGAUCAUAUGCGUGAAGCUGGUGAUGUUUGUUAUGCAGAUGUACAGAAAGAUGGAAUGGGUGUAGUUGAGUUUCUCCGCAAGGAAGAUAUGGACUACGCAUUGCGUAAACUGGAUGACACCAAAUUCCGCUCUCAUGAGGGUGAAACUUCCUAUAUCAGAGUCUGUCCCGAAAGAAGUACCAGCUAUGGCUACUCGCGGUCCCGUUCUGGUUCAAGGGGUCGUGAUUCUCCAUACCAAAGCAGGGGAUCACCACGCUACUCAUCCCCCUUCAGGCCAUACUGAUUGCAUCCAACAGGGACUUUUUAAAAAUGUGAACUGAGCCUCUUUUUUGCUCGGAAGUUACAUUCCAAGACUGAUGGAUAUAGUCUUUCGUAGGAGCUCUUUGUUUUUCCCUUUUAUUAAAUAAAAAUCUUUUUUUUAACGACUUACAGUUUUUACUAGGGAAAUGUUGUUGGUAAUGAAAUAUUUUGAACCUCUGCAGUUCAGUUUUGUUUUUGGUUUGGAAAAUGUCAAGUGUACUUUUUUCCCUCCUAACUGAGGAAAAAUAAGCUUGAGAAUUAGCACAGUAACUAUUGGUGGCUUGUCUGCAGGACGGUGAUAAAAAGCAAUGGAGUGACUGUAUGACUCAGCCUGUUGUGUAGAAAUAUAUUUAAAUGUUUUAGUAACUCAUAA